AUGCGAUGUGGAGGGGCCCUGGCUCUGGGUCCCCGAACGUCGUCGACUACUCCAGGCACCAUGGGCGAGGUCCCGUUCUUCAGGGCGCACGCGGCCUUGCACCCGGACCACCUGUGGAUCUGGGCAAAGGCUGUGUAUGUGGACGAGAACCAGCGCACCUGGCUGCCCAUAAUCACCGAGACAGAAAGCGGCCUGCAAGUACUCAUGCGUCAGGAAGAUGUCCCCCUGGGGGAGGCUCUGUGCCCCAGCCAGCUGACCCCGUACCCACUGCCCCUCAUGUGGCAGCUCUACCCCGGCAGAAGGUACCGAGGCUCAGACUCCAGUUUCUGGCGCAUAGUGUACCACAUCAAGUUCAGCGGCAUGGAGGACAUGCUUCUGGAGCAGCUGCCGGACCCGGAGGAUGAGUGA
Messenger RNA from Phacochoerus africanus (Common warthog), 408 nucleotides. It is a transcript of the gene TCL1A, whose product is annotated as TCL1 family AKT coactivator A. The record is from RefSeq and is a predicted model, not a curated record. The transcript is spliced from 5 exons. Gene Ontology annotation, molecular function: protein serine/threonine kinase activator activity. Lineage: Eukaryota; Metazoa; Chordata; Mammalia; Artiodactyla; Suidae. Bases 1 to 408 code for a protein of 135 amino acids. Gene Ontology annotation, biological process: positive regulation of peptidyl-serine phosphorylation.